GCCCCUCCCUUUUGUGCUGAAGGAACGAACAUGGAGACAGCUGGGAAAGUCAUCAAGUGCAAGGCAGCUGUUGCCUGGGAAGCCGGCAAGCCUCUCUCCAUUGAAGAGGUGGAGGUAGCCCCACCUAAGGCCCAUGAAGUUCGCAUCAAGAUCUUCGCCACAGGGGUGUGUCACACAGAUGCCUACACUCUGAGCGGCAGUGACCCCGAGGGUCUCUUCCCCGUCAUCCUGGGCCACGAGGGCGCUGGAAAAGUCGAGAGCGUUGGUGAGGGUGUGACCAAGUUCAAGCAAGGUGAUACUGUUGUCCCGUUGUAUGUGCCUCAGUGUGGUGAAUGCAAAUUCUGCAAGAACCCCAAGACCAACCUUUGCCAGAAAAUAAGAGUCACCCAGGGCCAGGGCCUGCUUCCUGAUGGCACCUCACGCUUCACUUGCAAGGGAAAGCAAGUGUUUCACUUCAUGGGGACCAGCACCUUCUCGGAGUACACUGUGGUGGCCGACAUCUCUCUGGCCAAGGUGAACGACAAGGCUCCCAUGGAUAGAGUGUGCCUUCUUGGAUGUGGCAUUUCUACAGGUUAUGGUGCUGCUCUCAACACUGCCAAGGUUGAGCCUGGCUCCACGUGUGCUGUAUUUGGCCUCGGAGCUGUCGGCCUGGCUGUUAUUAUGGGCUGUAAGGUCGCUGGGGCAACCAGGAUCAUUGGUGUGGACAUCAACCCUUCAAAGUUUGAGAAAGCCAAGGAGUUUGGAGCCACUGAGUUUGUGAACCCCAAGGACAGCAGCAAGCCCGUCCAGGAGGUGUUGGUGGAGAUGACCGACGGGGGGGUGGACUACUCUUUCGAGUGCAUUGGAAAUGUGCAAAUCAUGAGGGCUGCUCUGGAGGCAUGCCACAAAGGAUGGGGUGAGAGUAUCAUCAUUGGUGUUGCCGGGGCUGGACAGGAGAUUUCAACCAGACCCUUCCAGCUGGUGACCGGCCGAGUGUGGAAGGGCACUGCCUUUGGAGGAUGGAAGAGUGUGGAGAGCGUUCCUAAACUGGUGGAUGACUACAUGAAUAAAAAGCUGAAGGUGGAUGAGUUUGUGACCCAUACCCUGCCCUUUGAGAAGAUCAAUGAGGGAUUUGACCUCAUGCAUGCUGGGAAGAGUAUCCGCACAGUGCUGACCUUCUGAAGUGCCAAAAAAAUAUAGACAUCCUUCACAUUGGCCUUUAAACAAUCUCAUUUCAUAGUUGCAGCACUUGAUGUCUUUUGCACUUGUUUAGAUGACAACAUUUCAGUAUUAGAAUGUCAUUUUUAGUAACAGCAUAAUCAUGUUUGAAACAAAAUGGUUAUUAAACAUUUUUUGAAAAAUAA
This is a messenger RNA of Gymnodraco acuticeps, 1343 nucleotides long. Its product is annotated as alcohol dehydrogenase class-3. The transcript has 9 exons. Gene Ontology annotation, molecular function: zinc ion binding; S-(hydroxymethyl)glutathione dehydrogenase [NAD(P)+] activity. Gene Ontology annotation, biological process: formaldehyde catabolic process. Bases 31 to 1161 code for a protein of 376 amino acids. Gene Ontology annotation, cellular component: cytosol. The record is from RefSeq and is a predicted model, not a curated record. NCBI's taxonomy places the organism in Eukaryota, Metazoa, Chordata, Actinopteri, Perciformes, Bathydraconidae.